This is a messenger RNA of Durusdinium trenchii, 1059 nucleotides long. The record is from the annotation of a GenBank genome assembly. Lineage: Eukaryota; Dinophyceae; Suessiales; Symbiodiniaceae.
AUGUCGCCGAGAAGACGUGUUCUCGCAGCUCUGCUGGCCGGAGUGACUUCCUCCUUCGCACUCGCUGCCCACGCCGAGGGCGAAACCGCAUGCCGCGCAGCUCUGGAAGAGGGCUUGGCCGUGGCCUUGGCGUACUCGGGUGCUCCGGUCUUGGCUCGCCCCUCAUGGCAUCAGCAGGAGCUCCUGCAGAUGUUUGAGGUCUCCGAGCAGCAGCUUUUGGGCUGUCAAGCCCUGGGCUUCGUCCCCUAUCGCUUCGGCCAUGCACUGCUUUGUGUGGUGCAAGCCUGCGAUGCAGAGGACCUGGUGCGAGCCCUCGCGCUUCCGGCCUUCCUAGCCGCCAUGGGCGUGGAGAUUCCGGCUGAUCAGCAGGCCGAGAUGAUCAUCGGUCGAUUGGCCCACUGGAAGGAGAUGAAGGCGGACUUCGUGGUGGCGGGCUUCGAGAGCGGCGGCACCACCAGCUUAGUUCAUCACCUGCAGACCAUCCCGGAUAUCUACAUGAUGCCCUUUGAGUUUUCAGAUUGGGCGCGUGACUUCACUCGUCCGCGUGACUUGCCGGUGCCGGAAUGCGAGACGCUGGUCAGUUACUGGCCCGCCUUCAUGAGCUUUGCCUUUUGGCCCGCGGCCGAGACUGUGGAACGCUUCAACCAGCAAGCCUCACGUUGCGGGUGGCAGAAACGCAUCGGCGUCUGGGACUCGCGCUAUGCGACGCACCCCAUCGCGGUGCGGAAGAUCCAGGCGCUGCUGGCGGACAAAGCUUCUGCUCGGGUGAUCCUCUGCUUCCGCGAUCCCAUCCGCUAUGUGGUGUCGACCUUCAACCGCUUGAGCCCGGAGCACCCGGGUGGAAGGAGCUUGUUGGCGCUAGUGGAAGGGGAGGAAGGCGAUCCGGACCCCUUCGGGCUGAAAGGGAACUACACCUUGCUGAUGCGAGACAUGGCAAGAGCAGUUGGCUGGGAGCGCCUACACAUGCAGCCCUUUGAUUUGCUCCUGGGCGGCUACACAUCGGUUUGGAGUGGACGUAUUGGUCAGACAGUCCUCGAAACGAAUGAUCCUGGAAUGUAG